Messenger RNA from Ornithorhynchus anatinus (platypus), 999 nucleotides. RefSeq names its product transmembrane protein 243 (gene TMEM243). The record is from RefSeq and is a predicted model, not a curated record. The transcript has 5 exons. Bases 326 to 682 code for a protein of 118 amino acids. Lineage: Eukaryota; Metazoa; Chordata; Mammalia; Monotremata; Ornithorhynchidae.
GAGGCGGGAUUAGAACCCACGUCCUCUGACUCCCGAGCCCGGACUCUUGCCAGUAAGCCACGCUGUUUCUCCAGACGAAGCGAAGUCGACUUGGCCGCGGCCGCCGCUCUGGCCCAGUUGCUCUUGGACCGAGAGAACCCUCGCCCCACCUGCCAGAGGGGACUCCCCCGAGGCACCAGCCAUGCGCCUUCCGUGAACAGCUCGCCUCCCCAUGCCUUGCGCCGGAGCACCCCGGAGAUAGGGAUGGCUUGGUGCUGAGACCGUCAGCGUGGGGAGAGCCAGCGAGGAAACCGUCCCCCUUCGGUUCCGGAGCAGGACCCAAAACAUGGAGGAGUUUACCACCAGGACCUAUGGCACUAGUGGUCUGGACAACAGGCCCCUGUUCGGAGAAACUUCAGCCAGGGAUAGGAUCAUCAACCUAGUCGUCGGCAGCUUAACAUCCCUCCUGGUUGUAGUCACUCUGAUCAGUGCUUUCGUGUUCCCGCAACUACCUCCAAAACCAGUGAAUAUCUUUUUUGCCGUUUGCAUCUCUUUGAGUACAAUUACUGCCUGCGUUCUUAUCUACUGGUAUCGACAAGGAGACCUGGAGCCCAAGUUUAGGAAUCUCAUUUACUAUAUUUUAUUUUCUCUCGUGAUGCUGUGUAUAUGUGCCAACUUGUAUUUCCACGACGUGGGAAAAUGAGGCAGGAUCCCUCCCUGGGUUCACUGCGGCCCCCUGGGCCCCACGCCACGGCCUGCCCCGGACCCACCAAGCCAGAACAGACUGGGCCGGGGGACUUGCCCUGUGACCUCUGUUAGAGCAGCACACUAAACUCCCUCUUGAAGGGAGAAGACUGGGCCUCUCAAGACUGGCUUUCUGCAUCUUCUUCAUAAGGCGUUACUGUUACCACAGUGAAUGGUACAAUUUACCCUUCACUUUAGAAAACGUGUGUGUUUUUUUUUAUGGUAUCCCAUGUAACACUGCCCAGAGGCAACAUAACAAACAUCUCCGAACUCUAA